AUGCGCAAGGCUGAUGACAAAUAUCUGACGCAUGGAUUGAAGGAAAAGAAACAAGUUGUCGUUGUCGUCUCCUCAAUGCAACCGAUGAUAUCGACAUCAAAACUCUACACUCUUAAACUGUCAGCUACAACGCAAGCCUCUUCCCCACACGACCCAGUCGCUUCUGCCCAGUUACAUUUCAUAAGCACCACCGCCAAGCCCGUCGAAGUUCUUCGAUCCGCCACAACAAAAUCCUUGAGAUGGAUCGUGGGACUUAAAGUUGAAUAUAGAAUAUGGAAUAAAGCUGAGGACAAAUAUCUGACGCAUGGAUUGAAGGAAAAGAAACAAGUUGUCGUUGUCAUCUCCACAAUGCAACCGAUGAUAUCGACAUCAAAACUCUACACUCUUAAACUGUCAACUGCAACGCAAGCCUCUUCCCCACACGACCCAGUCGCUUCUGCCCAGUUACAUUUCAUAAGCACCACCGCCAAGCCCGCCGAAGUUCUUCGAUCCGCCACAACAAAAUCCUUGAGAUGGUAA
Molecule: messenger RNA, 519 nt
Organism: Vicia faba (fava bean)
Lineage: Eukaryota; Viridiplantae; Streptophyta; Magnoliopsida; Fabales; Fabaceae
Source: the annotation of a GenBank genome assembly